Molecule: messenger RNA, 1650 nt
Organism: Lachancea nothofagi CBS 11611
Lineage: Eukaryota; Fungi; Ascomycota; Saccharomycetes; Saccharomycetales; Saccharomycetaceae
Source: the annotation of a GenBank genome assembly
AUGUUGUUUAACAAGAUCACAGCCCUAUCCUUGGGCUCUUUGAUUGCUAACAAGGUCUUUGCCGCAGACUUGCCUGCAAUCGACGUAAAGGGCAACAAAUUCUUUUUCUCCAACAAUGGAUCCCAGUUCUACAUGAAAGGUAUUGCUUACCAGGAAGACAGUGCCAAUGUUACCUCUGGUGAAAGCUUCAACGAUCCUUUGGCAGAUUACAGCACCUGUUCCAGAGAUAUUCCAUACAUGCAGGCCGUAGACACGAACACUAUCCGUGUGUACGCCCUCAACACUUCUUUGGACCACACCCAAUGCAUGCAAGCUUUGAACGACGCCGGUAUCUACGUGAUUGCCGAUUUGUCGCAACCCUCCGAGUCCAUCAACAGAGAUAGUCCAUCAUGGACCGUGGAGCUGUAUGAGCGUUACACAUCGGUUGUUGAUGAGUUCCACAACUACACUAACAUCUUGGGUUUCUUCGCGGGUAACGAGGUUACUAACAACAAGAGCAACACCGACGCCUCUGCUUUUGUGAAGGCCGCUAUCAGAGACACCAAACAAUACAUUAAGGACAAAGGAUACAGAGAUAUUCCAGUCGGAUACUCCACCAACGAUGACGAGGAUACCAGAGUUGCCAUGGCUGACUAUUUCGCCUGUGGUGAUGACGAUGUCAAGGCUGACUUUUACGGUAUUAACAUGUACGAGUGGUGCGGUUCCUCUACUUUCCAAGCUUCUGGUUACGCUGACAGAACCAAGGAUUUUGGUAAUUUGAGCAUUCCAGCUUUCUUCUCCGAGUACGGUUGCAUCGAGAGCAGACCUAGAAAGUUUGAGGAGGUUGCCGCGCUUUACGGAAAGAACAUGACCGACGUCUGGUCCGGUGGUAUCGUGUACAUGUACUUUGAAGAGGCAAACAACUAUGGUUUGGUUUCUAUCCAAAACGACAAAGUCAGCACUUUGUCCGAUUACAGUUACUAUUCUGUAGAAAUCAACAAGGUCUCUCCAACUUCUACCAACUCCGCCUCUUACUCUCCAUCCUCUACAUCAUUGUCCUGUCCCGCAACUAACUCUAAUUGGAAGGCUGCUACCAGCUUGCCUCCUACCCCAAACAGUGCCUUGUGUGACUGUAUGUCCCAGUCUUUGAGCUGUGUUGUUGCUGAUGACGUUAGUGAUGAUGACUAUGGUGAUUUAUUCGGAAUCGUGUGCGGCAUGUCCUCAGAUCUAUGUGACGGCAUUACUGCCAAUGGUACUGCGGGUAGUUACGGUUCUUACUCGUUCUGUAAUGAUAAGGACAAGCUAUCAUUUGUUUUGAACAAUUACUACCAGAACAACGGUAAAAGCAAGUCUGACUGUGACUUCAGCGGUUCAGCCACUUUGCAAAGUGCUUCUACCGCCUCGGCAUGCACCUCCGUACUAAGCCAGAUUGGUUCCGCCGGCACCGGUUCUGCCAGCGGUCUUUCUACCUUCUCCAACUCUGGCUCGUCCUCUGCUUCUGGAUCCGGUUCCAAGAGUGCUUCUGGAUCCAGCUCCAGCUCCAGCUCCAGCGGUUCUUCUGACAAGAAGAGCGCUGCUGUGUCCAACACUCAAAACUCUUUGGGCAAGGUCUUUAUGACUGCCUUGAUUGCCAUCGGUGCUACCGCUGGUGUCGGUUUUGUCAUUGCUUAG